Messenger RNA from Quercus lobata, 925 nucleotides. It is a transcript of the gene PER1, whose product is annotated as 1-cysteine peroxiredoxin 1. The record is from RefSeq and is a predicted model, not a curated record. Gene Ontology annotation, molecular function: peroxiredoxin activity. The transcript is spliced from 4 exons. NCBI's taxonomy places the organism in Eukaryota, Viridiplantae, Streptophyta, Magnoliopsida, Fagales, Fagaceae. Gene Ontology annotation, biological process: cellular oxidant detoxification; cell redox homeostasis. The coding region runs from base 60 to 719 and encodes 219 amino acids. Gene Ontology annotation, cellular component: cytosol; mitochondrion.
AAAGAAACACGAAAAACAAAAGAAGAGUCUCUGACAUUGUUGUUUCCAUUGCAUUGAAAAUGCCAGGCUUGACCCUCGGAGACACAAUUCCCGACCUUGAAGCUGAUAGCACCCAUGGAAGAAUCAAGCUUUAUGACUACAUCGGUGAUAGCUGGGCCAUCAUCUUCUCUCACCCGGGCGAUUUCACGCCGGUUUGCACUACGGAACUUGGCAAGAUGGCAGCCUAUGCUAAGGAGUUCGAGAAGCGAGGGGUGAAGCUUGUGGGGCUGUCUUGUGAUGAUGUGCAGAGCCACAAAGAGUGGACCAAGGAUAUUGAAGCCUACACUCCAGGGUGCAAGGUGACAUACCCGAUCCUUGCAGAUUCAAACCGAGAGAUCAUCAAGCAAUUGAACAUGGUGGACCCAGAUGAGAAAGACUCCUCAGGAAACCAGCUCCCAUCUCGAGCUUUGCAUAUAGUGGGCCCAGAUAAGAAGGUAAAGCUGAGCCUUCUAUACCCGGCAAGUACUGGCCGAAACAUGGACGAAGUGGUGAGGGUCUUAGAGUCGCUGCAGAAGGCAGCUAAGCACAAGGUUGUCACCCCAGCGAAUUGGAAACCAGGAGAUCCUGUGGUCAUUUCUCCCAGUUUGUCCAAUGAACAAGCCAAGGAGAUGUUCCCUCAGGGUUUUGAGACUGCAGACCUUCCAUCCAAGAAAGACUACCUGCGUUUUACCAAAGUGUGAAUGAACCAAAGCACGAAGUUGUGUUGUAAAUAAUGUAUGAAGUCAAGUUUUAUGUAAUGUGGUUAUUUCAGUUCCAUGAGCAGUACUAGUGUGCAACAUGUAUGCAUGUCUUUCUUAUGACAUGUUCUAAUGAAUAUGUGAACGCUGUAGGAGUUGUUUAUAUGCUUAUGGAAGCAACAUAAUAGCAGUAAUUAAUUAAUUUUGUU